Cladocopium goreaui is the source of this 1977-nucleotide messenger RNA. The record is from the annotation of a GenBank genome assembly. NCBI's taxonomy places the organism in Eukaryota, Dinophyceae, Suessiales, Symbiodiniaceae.
GAAAUCAUCCCUUUCACCAUCUUUCACCAACUGUCACCAUGUCUGACUACUCCGACGACAACGGUGAGACCGAAGAUGUCGAGGAAGAAGAAGCCGUUGAGGAAAUUCAAGAUGGCGAAGACGCUGCGGGCAACGAAGAGGUUCCCAAUGAGCAAACGGCAGAAUUUGAAGCGGAUCGUUACGUCCAAAAGUACUUAGAAGUGAAUGAGUUGACCUUCGAAGAGGCGUCGUUUCCUCCUCAGAUCAUGCAAGGGGCGCAAGAGGCCUGGAACCUCUUUGUGAACUCCUUGAACGGCCGUGAUGCGGCCGGAGAAGCUAUCUACGCAGCAGUCUUUGAUGCAGCUCCCAGUUUGCAGAGUCUCUUCAAGACAGCCCGGUCUGUGAUGGCCAUGCGUUUCAUGAAUGGUCUCACAGGCAUAGUUGCUUCAGCGCACAGCCCGCAGCAACUCAAGACUCAGGUAGAGAGCCUGGGCUUUCAACACUUGGACUUGGAAGUGACUGUUCCACGUGUGGGCAUUUUUCGAGAUGCCAUUGUCGAUCUCUUUGAUAUGGAAUUGGGGACACGAUUAACCACAAAGGCCAAAAUCGGAAUGCAGGUCAUCCUGAACUAUACCGGUGGUGCCUACAUCUACAUUCGCCGUGAGUAUGCCUCCCGCAUCCGAAUCAUUCAGCGCAGCUGGAAGACUGCCAACAAGCAAGCUGAAGAAGAGAUGGAGGAGGUGUCCGCCCCGCAAGAAGAAGGCGCUGCGGAGGAAGGCAAUAACGCGAGUGCCUCACAGCAUCAGGCGAAGACCGAUGAAAAGGACCCAAAGGCUGCAGCAAAUGCAGGUGCGAUCAACACCACCAUGCAAGCUACAGAUAAAAACGGCAAGACCAAUGUGAAGGUUCCCACCUCUUUUAAUGAAAUGUUCCUCUUCAAUGCGGCAGUGAUGGGUCUUGGAGAGAGCGGUUGGAUGGCGGUGGUCCUUGAGCAGUUCCACAACAUUGUGACGAAUGUGGCAAAUUCCUAUCGCUUGCAAGAGGAAUGUGACGUGUUGAGUCUGGUUUUGGACAAGCAACCAGGGCAAAUUCACCUUUCUGAGUUCAAGGCUGUGAUGUUGGCAUCUUUACGAUCUCUCGUCCCCAAAGAGUGGGACUCUGAUCACGAAGUUGCCUGGAACUGGCUGUGGGAGAACGUUGAACGGAUGAUCAAAUCCAACAUGGGAAAACCAGGGCAGCAGGAAAAAGCCUUGUCACGAUUCAUUGCAUCUCUGACAUCAGAAGAUAUCUAUGUCGUGCGGAAGCAGAUAUACCAGAGGUUUUUUCAAGUCGCUCCAGCUGGGCAAGAUCAUUUCAAACAAUCCACCACUCGCUUGUAUUUCAUUGCUGACAAGAUCAUUGAGAUGACCAUGGAGAUGUAUCGUGAGCCUCGUGCGAUGGUUCAGGACAUCUCAGCGCUGGGACUGCGGCAUGUCGGGUAUGCUAUCCCGACAGAGCUUUUUGCUCCAUUCGUCUCUUCUGCCGUGGAAACUGUUCGAGAGCAGACCACGGAUGAUGUUGCCGAGAGUGCAUUUCGCUGGUCUUUGACAUUAGUUUCCAAGAUUUUGGUCCGCACAAUUUUGGAAGGGAGCACAAUUGUCAUGAAAGCCAUCAACACCAAUUCAGCUCGUGCACUGAGAAGGCGAUAGCGAUUGCACCAAGAAACAAGAGGGCAACUGAAUUGCUCAACAUCACCGUUGGCACUCAGUCAAUCUCUCCGUUUUAUUGGGCUAUCGACAGUGGAAGUCUGGAAUGUGCGAAAGCUAUUAUUGAAGAUUUGUUGACCAUCCGAGCUGAUCGAGAUAAAUACUAUUUUGGUGUGGAUGAGCUCUUCACACGACAUCCAGAAGUGAUCCAACGCCUGUGCAAUUCGGCACCCAACCUGCUUUGGACGCUGCUAGAUGGUUUGGUUUGGCGCUCGAGGCAGGCAUUCAACGGCAAGCGCCGUGUGAAUUUCUA